UCCCUGUCUGCAUGCUGGAAUAUACGCAUUGUCUCUUUCCGCUUUCCCCGCACGGCGUCUUUUCUCCCCGCCGAGUUCCUCUUCCUCCGCAGCGCAAUCCGAAGCGCUCCAUUUCCCCGCUCAUCAUAUUCCGCCCAUCAUAUCAUCGCCAUUGUUUCUUGAUCAAUUGCGGCGAGUUGCUCGCACACAUCGGUUCUGGACCCUAAGCAGGAAUUGGAAGCAGGAAUUGGAUUGCAAGUCCUUAGACAAACAACAUUAACCGAAAUACAGGAGAGGCGGUCACUAGACACGAUGGUGGCAGUUACAAAGGCUAUGCGGAUCAGGAAUCCGGCUCUCUUCAUCUGCGAUGUUCAAGAGAAGUUCAGAACUGCUAUUUAUGAAUACCCCAAGUUGAUCGCUACAUCUGAGAAACUCCUUAAAGCCUCCGCCCCGCUUCAAAUUCCUGUCUUCGUAACGACGCAAAACCGCGCUCGUCUAGGGGAAACUGUCUCCGAACUACAGCCAUACCUCACCGGCCCAAACCUGCGCGCCGACGUGGACAAGACUUUAUUCUCGAUGAUCACGCCUAAGAUUCGCGCUCUGCUCCCGGAGACAUCCCCUACUACCAGCAACGGUAGCUCUGCGGCUGCUUCUGGAAACAAUACGCCGCUUGACGUUAUCAUUGUGGGCAUCGAGACGCACAUCUGCGUCACCCAGACGACCUUGGAUCUGCUGGCUCUUGGACACAGAGUAUAUGUUGUUGCCGAUGGAGUGAGUAGUUGCAAUGAGGGAGAGAGGGGGAUUGCAUUGGCGCGGUUGCGAGAUGCAGGCGCGAUCGUUACGACCAGUGAGAGUCUUCUCUUUGAGAUUCUAGGAGAUGCAAAGAGGGGAGAGUUCAAGGCUGUUAGUGGACUGGUGAAGGAUACGAAGGAGCAGACGAAGGGGGCUUUGGAGGUUUUCUGUAAGAUCUGAACGAGUACACAAUGAAGUUAAUAGGAAGACAGGAAAUAUACAAAUCGUUAGAGCUAUCUUGCGAUUGAACCUUAUCUAUGCUAUCUCUUUUUUAUCCCUUCUCCGGGGACAGAUGGUGACGUAAAUCCAAAAGGAAA
Molecule: messenger RNA, 1088 nt
Organism: Paecilomyces variotii
Lineage: Eukaryota; Fungi; Ascomycota; Eurotiomycetes; Eurotiales; Thermoascaceae
Product: putative isochorismatase family hydrolase
Exons: 4
Coding region: 292-951 (219 amino acids)
Source: RefSeq, a predicted model, not a curated record